Molecule: messenger RNA, 3408 nt
Organism: Fusarium fujikuroi IMI 58289
Lineage: Eukaryota; Fungi; Ascomycota; Sordariomycetes; Hypocreales; Nectriaceae
Product: related to DNA repair protein rad8
Exons: 3
Coding region: 1-3408 (1135 amino acids)
Molecular function (GO): ATP-dependent chromatin remodeler activity; ATP binding
Source: RefSeq, a predicted model, not a curated record
AUGCCACCAAAAAGAACAGAUUUCAUACCCGCUGGGUGUAUACCAAUCAAGAGAACAGAAAUCAAACUAGAUUCAGACUGGUUCUCGGAUGAACUUCGAGAAUGGAGGGCCUUCGGCUCUUUAUCGAAAGAAACAGGCGAAACAGAUUCAGAGGAUGACGAACCCUUCCUCCCAGAUAACCUAGAAAUUGCUUUGACUCGUAUAGGGACACUCCGAACGUGUAUCAAACUUUUCCGGGCAUCCUGGGCAAAACUUCAAUUCAGCAUUCAAAACAAAGAUUCCGAUAAUGGGUUUCUCAGGGUUUAUCUGCUGCCUGAUGAUGUCCUCCGUGGCACGGUGGACCGCUCCAACCAGUCUCUAUUGAGAGCAAGAAAUGAUGAUGUCCUUGGUCAAUUAAACUACUCACAAGAAGCAUGGGCUGGAAAUUCAAACGCAAUAUGGUUAGAUAAGCCACUCCUCCACGAAGCUGUUGUCCAGAACGAACAUCUAAAUGAAGGCAUGUCGCUAUUGCAGCUUUUCAACAAAAUUCCAUCACCUACGCCUAGAAUCAACAGCAUCGAGGAGACUUACUCAAAGUCUGCCAUGUGUGAUAUCCUGGACGGCCAAGUUCCAGGACUGAAGUCGGAGCUGUAUCCGUAUCAGCGGAGGUCAGCGGCCAUGAUGCUACAAAAAGAGGUCCAGCCCGAGCAAGUGCUUGACCCGCGUCUACUCCACGUCAAAGACCAAGAAGGAGGAUCAUGGUACAUUGAUACUGUGGCUGGUACGGUACUCAGGGAGCCACGAUACUAUGAUGGGGUUUCUGGCGGCAUCCUUGCUGAAGAGAUGGGCGCUGGAAAGACUAUCAUUUGUCUCGCGCUCAUUCUCGCAACAAAAGGACUGCCCACUCAACCACCCGAGUAUGUUUGUGCUGAGAAAACCCCAGUCAGGAAGCGCCUGGCUCCUUUGGCUGAAAUGGCUGCGUCUUGUGCCACAAGGAAUGCAGUCCCCUGGCGUCCCUAUUUCGACAUUUACAAGACCAAGUUAGGGGACGAGUAUGAGAGAUGCAUUGCAGCACUAGAAAGAAACCCAGGGUACUACUCUAUCCAGUCAUCUGAAAAGCGACGGGUUACUAGAUGCUGUACCGGAACUGAGUUCAAAAAGACGCGGCUCUACCUUAGUAAUGGGAGUAUUGUGGUUGUACCCCCCAAUUUAUUGAUGCAGUGGAAGCAAGAGAUCAGCAAGCAUACCGAUGGCCUGGAGGUUCUAGUUGUGACGCGAGAUCAGCCACUACCGAAUGCAGAAGACUUGCUGAAAUUCGAUCUCAUUCUAUUCACUCAGACAAGGUUGGAGUAUCUACUUCGACAAGAGGGUGGACUUGAACAAUCUCCACUGUCCAAGGUCCAUUUCAAGCGAUGCAUUGUCGAUGAGGGACACAAGCUUGGGCAUUCGAAGAUGAGUAGUAAGAGCAAUCUGCUUCUCGUCCUGGAUGCUUUGCAUUUCUCUGCGCGGUGGAUUGUGACAGGAACUCCAUCCCAAGGCUUGUAUGGAGUCGACGCGCAAACAAAAACACCACAAUUUGUAACACAACCUGAAGAGGGUGGUUCAGUGGCGACCUGCAACACAUCCAGAAGCUCUAUUCUAGAAAUGGAGAGAAGGGAUCUGGAAAGGAUUGGUAUUAUGGCAGCGCUCUAUCUGAGAGCACGACCAUGGGCGAACACAACACUGGACGUUGGUGACACUGAGGCGGACUGGGCUGCUUACUUGCUACUUCCGAAACAUAAAAAGAAGAGCAAAGGCCGCUGGGACUGCUUGAGAGCGAUUCUCAACUCUCUCAUCAUCAGGCACCAGAUCGCAGAGGUCAAUAGUCUAUUCCCACCUGUCAACGAGAAGCUCGUUGUAUUGGAGGGUUCGUACCAGGACCGGAUGUCGCUCAACAUCUUCUCCAUGAUGAUCAUCUUCAACUCGGUUCAAUCCCAACGAGCCGAUAUGGAUUACUUUUUCCACAACAAACAGCGAAAGGCUCUUCUUCAGAUUGUGCACAACCUGAAGCAGGCGAGCUUCUUUGGAGGAUCGUUCUAUUCUCAGCGAGAUAUUGAAAAUGCUGUCCGAACCGCUGAAGAUUUUCUUGCGGAGAAAAAAGUACCCACCAGUGACCAAGAUCGAGAACUCCUUGAGCAAGCGAUUAAGUUUGGGCAUGUUGUUUCCGACAACAAGCUCAAGACUCUUAGCAAUGCGUUUCACGAGAUGCCGCUCAGCGUCCACGGUUUACCGCACAGUGUCAGUGCAUCUUGGUCACUCGACCAAGAAGCUGGGGACCACAUAUGCAGCUCGUCAUCCAUGUUGGUGGCACUUCAGAAACUCAUCUACAAAUCAGCAUCAAAACCCGAGGAGCUGAAUUCUCUAUUGAAUGGCCGGUUGAUUCAAGAAGGUGUCGAUUCGAGAAUGCGCAUGCUCGCAUUUGACGAGACAACAACCAACUCCCAAACCUUGGCCGGUAAUACGAAACUGGGAGACGACAAACACCGAAUCACUAAUGCUCAUGGCGUUAGUGAUGUGAAAGUGGAAGUCGAAGCAACCGCUGAUGGUGCACUUGGACCAUUGGAAACAGUCAAGAUCACAUCCACGGUAUCAGCCAAACUGUCAUACCUGAUUGAUAGCGUUCUCAGAUAUCAGGAAAAUGAGAAGAUACUUAUCUUCUACGAAAAUGACAAUGUCGCAUGGUAUUUAGCCGGUGUGCUGGAAGUUCUUCAAGUUCAACAUCUAAUCUAUGCCAAAGGACUGACCGUACAGAGAAGAUCACAAUACGUCAACACUUUCAAUCACAAUGAUGAUUUCAGAGUUCUGCUCAUGGACAUCUCACAGGCAGCUUUCGGCCUAGACAUGAGAGUUGCGUCACGGAUCUACUUUAUCAGCCCAGUCCUAAACCCUCAAGUUGAAGCGCAGGCAAUUGGCCGUGCGCGAAGGAUCAGCCAGCAAAAACCAGUAUUUGUCGAGACUCUGGUGCUAAGAAACAGUAUAGACGAGGUCAUCUUAGAACGCAAAGAACACAUGACGCAGGCUGAACACCGCCGAGUUCAGUCCAUUCUAGAUGAUGGCCAAAUUUACGAAUGGAUCAAGAAUGCCCGGAUCACGCCAUUGCCGAGGGGCGAUUUUAGUAAAGAGGACCAGAUGUCACCUCUGGAUUCACCGCAAUACGUGUUCAGAAGAGGAUUUGGGAGGACUAUGCACCCCGAUGAAGGCUUGGUACUGGACGAGACUCCAAGGUCUGAUGGGAGAGUGCUGAGGCCUCUCGAGAUGGCGAAUGGGAAGAAUCGAACGACACAGUUUGGUGCAGCCACACUCGUUCGAGAUCAGAGUCAACAAAAAGACUCGUCAUCUAACACAAGCGAUCUCGCCGCGCGGCCAUCGAAGAGAGUGCGAUUCGGGUGA